Messenger RNA from Entamoeba invadens IP1, 1170 nucleotides. RefSeq lists its product as hypothetical. The record is from RefSeq and is a predicted model, not a curated record. The transcript has a single exon. The coding region runs from base 1 to 1170 and encodes 389 amino acids. Lineage: Eukaryota; Evosea; Mastigamoebida; Endamoebidae.
AUGUUAUUUAUUAUAUUCAUAAUAACACUUGUUGUUGUUUCAUUCUCGUAUGAAUGGUGCGACAACUCGAAUGGGAUUAUUAGUUAUGGUGUAUUUGAAACAUGUACCAAGAAAGGGCGGUCAUAUACAACAGAUACAAACGAUUAUGACCAUUUCAGUUUUGAUGACACUUGUUGUAUUUAUAACACAAAGACUUUAGCAAAUACAGGUACUUAUGCUCGAAAUUAUCAGAAGUAUUUUCGGUUCCAAGGUAACAUGUCCAAUUUUAAAACUUUUUUUAUAAAAGAACAUUAUCCAAAUACACUUUACGACUUUUAUGAAGACACAAGAUAUCAAUCAUUUUUCAUAUCUUUUGGUUGUUUUGGAAAUGAAGGUUAUUGUCGAAAAGAAGUUUCCGAUUCUUCAAAGCCAAUAAUAGGACUUGAGUUACGUUCGGUUUCACUGUUUUCUGAUAUUGAUCAACGCUUUGACAUUUGGCUAAAAAGAAACCCGACUUCAAUUCCAUAUGUUCAUGUUGAUGGAUUGGUCUCUCAAACAGUCAAUUUUAAUUUCAGUGAUAUGUCGGCUUGGGAAGGUGUCUAUUCUGGGUCGCGUUAUUUGUUUAGCGGGUCUUCUCAAGUUGAUGAAAGUCGAGUCACUUUCACAAAAAGAAGUUCUUCGGAUGGUUGGGUUGCAAAAUCUGUGUGUACAAGAAGCAAUUUCAAACGUAUAAUGCUGUUUAAAGAAAAUGAAAUAACAGAAGGUGUUAAUACUAAUUUAUGUGGAUGUGUGCCUAACAAUGGCAAUUUUACAUAUUCAAGCAACUUCACAUACCCCGAUUGUGAUUAUAACAGCACAUAUCUUGAUUUGGAUUUGUCAAAAUUAUCAGGAAAUUCAAAAAAUUACACACUUCCUGUAUUUGAAUGGAAUACUAUUAUAAUAUCACUUCAAAAAAGUUACACAUUGACCAGUAUUAGUACAAAUUCUAUUCUCAAAUUGAAAUUACUUGUUCUGGAUAAAGACACGAAUAUAUUCUUUCGACUACCAGUUGAAAUAACAACACUUGAAGUCAAUUCACCUUCUCAGACAUGUUUUGAAUAUGGGUUGACUGUCAAUAAUAUAAUUUCAAGUACUAAUGAUGUGGUGUUAUUUUAUUUAGAAGGUUUAUUAGAGGGCUCAACAAACAAAUAA